CGCGCGCACGAAGUCCAACGGGCGCAGAGGGACGACGGCGGCUCCGCUGGGGUGGAAGUCUACGAAGGCGGGGCGACGCUCAAUGAAAGAGGGCGAAGGCGAAAGGAAAAGGGCAACAACCAAAAGGAAAAAGCUCUGUCUCAGCUGAGGGCAAAAGGUGAAACAACUGGUUCGGCGUGACUCCGUGACUUCUGAAGUGGACUUGGUCGCGCGGUGAACGCACCGGAUCCGGUGGCAGCCUCGAGCCCAAAAACAAGAGAGAGAGAGAGACGCAAAAGAAAUGGAGAAUGGGAAGAACCGCCUGCAGCAGGCCCAGGAGGACGUGGAGGAGGUCAAGGUCAUCAUGAUGGACAACUUGAACAAGGCUGAUGAUAGAAAUGGCAAACUGGGCGAACUGGAGGACAGAGCUGAUGUGCUGUUGGAAAAGAGUAAAGCCUUUGAAAAGACCUCCGUCAAGGUGAAGCAAAAGAAAAGAUGGGAGAACAAGAAGAUGAAAGUGGUGUUUAUCGGCGUCGCCGUGGUGGUGGCAAUCAUCGUUAUCGGAUUAAUAAUCUACGCCAUUGUACCAAGUUAAACACAUUUUUGUGGAGUGGACAAAAAAAAGAAGACGAUUGCAAACUUUGGGACUCCAGCAUCUCGCCUCAACUGCUCGACCUGUGUUAUUUCUGUUUUUAAAGAUAUUUAUGGAAGUUUCGUUCGCACUCUUUUUUUGUCUUCAGUUAAAAUGGUACCAAUAAUUGCUCAGCUACUUGGCUGCUUUUUUCAUUACCUUCUCAGGGGUCAUGUCCCUGUAGGGCCCACAGGGGGAGAACACAUAUAUCCUUGAAAAUAUAUAUAUUAUUUAGACGAUCUCCUCCACCCCAUAAAGUGCAAAAUAGUUUUAGCCAAACAUGAUCAGGCUGCUACUUUUAUAAUUGUAUGUUUGUACACAAUUGUUCCGGUUUCAGAGCAUAACUCAGAAGAAGAGAAAAGUGUCGUCAGGGUUGCUGGACUCCGUCAAUAAUUAGUCCGUUUAAGGAGACGGAGGAGGAACAGUUUCUAAACUCUAGAAACUAUAUAUAACGAUAUAUGCUGCUUCUGAUGUUUUGUCACAGAAAUUUCCAUCAGUCAAAAAUUAAAAGUUUUCUUAAUCAUUAAAAUGUUUUAUUAUAUAAGAGCUGUUAGAUUUGUUGGAAAAAAAAACAAAAACAUAUUGAAGAUAUUGAAGUUUAACGUUUGACAUUUUUUCUAAAAAUUAGUUUGACUUGUGUAAGAAAGUUAUGGCCUUAACUUCAGUUUUGUUUUUUGUCAAAUGACGAGUGUUUGACACAAACUAAUAACCAAACCUCUAACAUGGUUGUUUAGUAGGGAAGAUUAUCAAAAUGAAAAGUGACCUCUACUGGCCAAAAGCUUUACUAAAUUUGCAAGACGGAGAGGAAAACAAUUCCAGCUAUAAGGGAUAUGGCAUCAUGAGUUUAAACAGUUGCUUUGUAUGUUACCGUUUAACCAGACGUGACAUUUAACAGGUCCUCCUCAUACCAGCGUUAUAAACGAGAUAGUUGGCCGAAAUUACAAAAAAAACAAUUUCUUCUUACUCGGUCUGGUGGUGACUACGUACAUAAUUCUGGAUCUUUGUUUAAUGUUUGGAGAUAACUGUCUCAGUGUUUGUGGCACUUGUGGCAUUAAAAAUUGAGAAAAGCAA
This is a messenger RNA of Pungitius pungitius (ninespine stickleback), 1681 nucleotides long. RefSeq names its product vesicle-associated membrane protein 5-like. Gene Ontology annotation, cellular component: SNARE complex; plasma membrane. Gene Ontology annotation, biological process: vesicle-mediated transport; SNARE complex assembly; vesicle fusion. The record is from RefSeq and is a predicted model, not a curated record. The transcript is spliced from 3 exons. Bases 281 to 574 code for a protein of 97 amino acids. Lineage: Eukaryota; Metazoa; Chordata; Actinopteri; Perciformes; Gasterosteidae. Gene Ontology annotation, molecular function: SNAP receptor activity; syntaxin-1 binding.